AUGAUCUCCAUUAAAGAAGAAAACUAUUUUGUGGACAGCUCCUCAGUUUGCAAUUUUGAGAUGUACCCCUGUGUUGAUCUUCAGUGGGAGUCAGCUACCUUGGCUCCACCAAAGUCCUUGGAAAAGUCUAAGAGAUCGCGUACUGCCUUUACUAGCCAUCAGCUUAUUGAACUGGAGAGGGAGUUCCAUCUUAACAAGUAUUUGGCUCGCACCCGUCGAAUUGAGAUUGCCCAACGUUUGGGCCUGACCGAAAGACAAGUUAAGAUCUGGUUUCAGAAUCGACGCAUGAAGUUAAAAAAGUCGGUUAAUAAAAAGGCCAUCAAGGGAGCAGUUUCAAUGACAAACUCGAGUUCCUUCCAAUCGAGUGAGGACUCUUUGGAGGAUGAACUGAUCGUUGAACGCCUUCUCCAAUAUGUUAAUACGAACGUGGAGAUGUGUGCUCCGCCUACACAGGAUACCUUGCCAGUUUCGGAGCAGGGUCAAAUCACACCUCCCUACCAGGACUACGACUACCUCCAAGAGUUUUGUCCCUCUCCCAUGGAUUUGCCCCAAUUGCCUUUCAAUGAAAUCGAUCCUAAUUGGGCAAAUCAGUGGUUGGGUAUAGAGACCUCCUUCGUUCCUACACCGAGUGUAACAGAACCUCAGUUGAAUACUUACUCACAGGAAUCACCUUUAAUUCGGAAUUUCUGCUGGGACUCAAACAGUUCUGCAUCUGGUUCCACUUCAUCCGAUGAAUACUUGGAUGUGGACUAUGACUUUAUACAAAACCUAUUAGAUUUUUAA
This is a messenger RNA of Drosophila serrata, 783 nucleotides long. RefSeq names its product zerknullt-related (gene zen2). Gene Ontology annotation, molecular function: RNA polymerase II cis-regulatory region sequence-specific DNA binding; DNA-binding transcription factor activity, RNA polymerase II-specific. Gene Ontology annotation, cellular component: nucleus. NCBI's taxonomy places the organism in Eukaryota, Metazoa, Arthropoda, Insecta, Diptera, Drosophilidae. The record is from RefSeq and is a predicted model, not a curated record. Gene Ontology annotation, biological process: regulation of transcription by RNA polymerase II.